Messenger RNA from Indicator indicator, 1899 nucleotides. It is a transcript of the gene RAP1GAP, whose product is annotated as RAP1 GTPase activating protein. The record is from RefSeq and is a predicted model, not a curated record. Gene Ontology annotation, biological process: activation of GTPase activity; regulation of small GTPase mediated signal transduction. The coding region runs from base 7 to 1899 and encodes 630 amino acids. NCBI's taxonomy places the organism in Eukaryota, Metazoa, Chordata, Aves, Piciformes, Indicatoridae. The transcript has 20 exons. Gene Ontology annotation, cellular component: cytoplasm; membrane. Gene Ontology annotation, molecular function: GTPase activator activity.
AGCAGGAUGGCCCAGCAGCGCCACACCGUGCCCCCACCGCUCAAGACGGAGGAGGACUACAUCCCCUACCCCAGCGUGCACGAGGUGCUGGGCCGGGAGGGGCCCUUCCCCCUCAUCCUCCUGCCGCAGUUUGGGGGUUACUGGAUCGAGGGCACCAACCACCAGCUCAGCGGGGCACCCGAGUCGCCCCCGGCCCCUGGCACCAGGGUGAAGCUUGAGGGCAACCACACAGCCAAGAUCUACCGCAAGCACUUCCUGGGCAAGGAGCACUUCAACUACUACUCCCUGGACCCUGUGCUGGGCCACUUGGUCUUCUCCCUCAAGUACGACGAGCAGGAGCACCUCCACCUGCUGCUGCGCACCCGCACCCGCACUCUGCACGAUGUGGUGCCCAUCUCCUGCCUGGCUGAGUUCCCCAACGUGGUGCAGAUGGCCAAGCUGGUGUGCGAGGACGUCAAUGUGGAUCGCUUCUACCCUGUGCUCUACCCCAAGGCCUCCCGCCUCAUCCUCGCCUUCGACGAGCACGUGCUCAGCAACCACUUCAAAUUUGGGGUCAUCUACCAAAAACUGGGGCAGACCUCCGAGGAGGAGCUCUUCGGCACGACGGAGGAGAGCCCUGCGUUCGCCGAGUUCCUGGACGUGCUGGGGCAGAGAGUGCAGCUGAGGGACUUCAAAGGGUUCCGGGGGGGGCUGGACGUGACCCACGGGCAGACGGGCAGUGAGUCUGUCUACUGCCACUUCCGCGACAAGGAGAUCAUGUUCCAUGUCUCCACCAAGCUGCCCUACACCGAGGGGGAUGCCCAACAGCUGCAGCGGAAGCGUCACAUCGGCAACGACAUCGUGGCCGUCGUCUUCCAGGACGAGAACACUCCCUUCGUCCCCGACAUGAUCGCCUCCAACUUCCUCCACGCCUUCGUAGUGGUGCAGCUGGAGCAGGCCAGCACCCAGGGCACCCUCUACAAGGUCUCCGUCACCGCCCGGGACGAUGUGCCCUUCUUUGGCCCACCGCUGCCCGACCCUGCCGUCUUCAGGAAGGGCCCUGAGUUCCAGGAGUUCCUGCUGACCAAGCUGAUCAACGCCGAGUACGCCUGCUACAAGGCAGAGAAGUUCGCCAAGCUGGAGGAGCGGACCCGAGCGGCGCUGCUGGAGACGCUGCAUGAGGAGCUGCAGGCCCGCAGCCAGGCCAUGCUGGGGCUGGGCCCCGACGACGACCGCCCUGAUAACGGCUCCGCCGCCCCGGGCUUCUUCGAGUCCUUUAAGUCGCUGCUGGUGCCCGGGAGCCGGCGCGGACGCCGUGGCAGCGCCAUCGGGCUGGGCUCGGUGGAAGAGGCGCUGCUGGUGCCCGGGAAGAGCCCUUCGCGGCGGCGGCCCGGCCCGCUCGGCUCCCGCCGCUCCAGCGCCAUCGGCAUCGAGAGCAUCCAGGAGGCACCGGCCGGCAGGGACGGCCCCGCCGCCACCCCCGAAGGCAGCAGCUCCGCACACAGCUCCCCGGAGAGCCGCCGGCACGCCGACAGGGCUGAGAAGCCAGAGCCGGUGGCUUUCUCCCGCUCGUCCUCCAGUGCCAGCAGCUUUGGCAGUGCCACUGAGGAGCCCAGCGAGCCAGGCAGGGGGAGCCGCUCACCCCCGGGCAGCCACCGCGAGGCCUUCGACACCCCCUGGCCGGACGACCCCCCCGAGACCCCCCCAGGCCGCCGCCCCCCCGACCCCCCCUGCCCUGAGAUCAAGAUCCAGCUGGAGCAGCCCCCCCCGACCCCGGCAUUGCCCCUCCCUUCCCCGCCCCCCCCGGACCCCAUCCCCCUUUUCAACGCCGGUGGCCAACCCAGCCGUGGGGAGCGGCACUUGGCUGGCAGCCCCGGUGGGCACCGGCUUGGUGCCAACUCCUCAGCCAAGACAAACUGA